GUGCUGCAGAGUCUCCAAGGCACCAUGAACGCCAUUGUGGCUCUCUGUCACUUCUGCGAGCUCCAUGGUCCUCGCACUCUGUUUUGUACAGAGGUUCUGCACUCUCCGCUUCCGCAAGGGGCUGGGAAUGGGGACAGCCCUGGCCAGGGUGAACAAGCUGAGGAGGAGGAAGGCGGGAUUCAGAUGAGCAGUCGGAUCCGUGCUCACAGUCCAGCAGAAGGGGCCAGCGCAGAAUCCAGCAGCCCAGGACCCAAAAAGUCGGAUAUGUGUGAGGGCUGCCGAUCACUUGCUGCUGGGCAUCCUGGGUAUAUCAGCCACGAUAAAGAGACCUCGAUUAAAUAUGUCAGUCACCAGCACCCCAACCACCCCCAGCUCUUCAGUGUUGUCCGCCAGGCGUGUGUCCGGAGCCUGAGCUGUGAGGUCUGCCCUGGCCGGGAAGGCCCCAUCUUCUUUGGGGAUGAGCAGCACGGUUUUGUCUUCAGCCACACCUUCUUCAUCAAAGACAGCCUGGCCAGAGGCUUCCAGCGCUGGUAUAGCAUCAUUGCCAUCAUGAUGGACCGGAUUUACCUCAUCAACUCCUGGCCCUUCCUGCUGGGGAAGAUUCGUGGGAUCAUUGAUGAACUCCAGGGCAAGGCACUGAAGGUGUUUGAAGCAGAGCAGUUUGGAUGCCCACAACGUGCUCAAAGGAUGAACACAGCCUUUACACCAUUUCUGCACCAAAGAAACGGGAAUGCCGCUCGUUCUCUGACAUCCUUGACAAGUGACGACAAUUUGUGGGCAUGCCUUCACACUUCCUUUGCCUGGCUCCUGAAGGCAUGUGGCAGCCGGCUGACAGAGAAGCUCCUGGAGGGCGCUCCCACUGAGGACACCCUGGUCCAGAUGGAAAAGCUUGCAGACUUAGAAGAAGAAUCAGAAAGUUGGGACAACUCAGAAACUGAAGAGGAAGAAAAAGCACCUGGCCUGCCAGAGGGUGCAGAAGGACGAGAGCUGACCAAAUGCCCAACAGACUCUUCCUUGCUCUCAGACUGUGGAAAUUGGCAGACCCGAAAGCUGUCCGUCUUUAAGUCUCUUAGGCAUAUGAGGCAGGUACUGGGCGCCCCAUCUUUUCGCAUGUUGGCUUGGCAUGUUCUCAUGGGAAACCAGGUGAUCUGGAAAAGUAGAGAUGCAGACCUUGUUCAGUCAGCUUUUGACGUUCUUCGGACCAUGCUGCCGGUGGGCUGCGUCCGCAUCAUUCCCUACAGCAGCCAGUACGAGGAGGCCUACCGGUGCAACUUCCUGGGCCUCAGCCCCCACGUGCAGAUCCCCCUGCACGUGCUCUCCUCAGAAUUUGCUGUUGUGGUGGAGGUUCACAUGGCCACCCGCUCCAGCCUCCACCCCACUGGCUGUGAGGAUGAUCAGUCUCUCAGCAAGUACGAGUUUGUGGUGACCAGUGGCAGUCCAGUAGCUGCAGACCGAGUCGGACCCACUAUCCUGAAUAAGAUGGAAGCUGCUUUGACCAACCAGAAUCUCUCUGUGGAUGUGGUGGACCAGUGCCUCAUCUGCCUGAAGGAGGAAUGGAUGAACAAAGUAAAGGUCCUUUUUAAAUUCACCAAAGUGGACAGUCGACCCAAAGAAGACACGCAGAAGCUCCUGAGUAUUCUGGGUGCCUCUGAGGAGGACAAUGUGAAGCUGCUCAAAUUCUGGAUGACAGGCCUGAGCAAAACCUACAAGUCACAUCUCAUGUCUACAGUCCGUAGCCCCACAACCUCAGAGGCUCGAAACUGACCCAUCAUAGGAAUGUGUCCAAUGCACACUGCCUGGAAAGGGGUGACACAGCCAUCCUUGCCUUCAGCUGAGAGAGGUCUUCUGUCAGAUUGUGACAGACUCCUCCCAUUGGGAACUGCAGCACGGAGCUGUUUCCUGCAAGGGACAGAGAUUGGGGCUUGAACUUUUCCUUCUGCUGUGUGGGAUUGGACUCGGUAUACUUGGUAUCCUCCCUCCAACUGGAGUGCUUCAGAGACAGGGAAAGUAAUAGUGAGUGCCCAGUGUUUGCGCACCUGUAAGAAGCGGUGGGUAGGGAAAUGUGUAUUUUAUCAGAAAUUUCAACUGUGGAGGAAAGAUGUGCCAUUCUAGUCCCAAUGUGGGUAUUUGAGCUGUAAUAACACACCCUUUCUCAAGGCUAAUGUUUGAACCUUUCCAUUUUGAAAUUCAAUUUUCCAGGUUGUAUGUUUGGUUCUGUAUGUUUUACUGCACUUGUGAAAUUCCAGUACAUGCUGAUCUUUAGUCAUUUUUAGUGAUCUGGUUUUGAGUUAGGACUGUUAAGAAAGGUUUUUUUGGAGUUAGAGUGGAUUUUCCUCAUUGGAUCCCCUAAAAUUUAUGUUCUGAAAUUACGUGGGUAUGUUCUCUUGUGGCUUUGAGUGUGCGAUAUAGCCUAUAGCAGCCUAGAGCAACUCCCAGAGGACAAACCCAGGUCUUUGUCACUGGAAGAUGCUUUGCUGAUGUGGAGAAUCAAGGCUUCUGAUCUGCCUAACUCACUGUGUAUAGACUUGAGAGACCCACUGUGGUUUUAUGCCAUAUCACUUCACCCUGUAGUUGACUUUAUACAUUUACAUUUGCCUAUGGAUAAGUUAAGUUUUCAGAAUAUGGUUUUAAGAGUGAAUGUGGGGUGGGGGGGAGAUUUUACAGCAGUCUUGCUAUUUGUUUAUAGUUUUUUUGUUUAUAUUUAACAUAAAGAUUAAGUUUAUAUGACUAGGUCUCUGUAUCAUGAAAGAACUUAAAACACAAUAAAAGUGUAUUUUUGUA
Sorex fumeus (smoky shrew) is the source of this 2781-nucleotide messenger RNA. RefSeq names its product folliculin (gene FLCN). Gene Ontology annotation, cellular component: cytosol. Gene Ontology annotation, biological process: positive regulation of TORC1 signaling; negative regulation of transcription by RNA polymerase II; positive regulation of transforming growth factor beta receptor signaling pathway. The record is from RefSeq and is a predicted model, not a curated record. NCBI's taxonomy places the organism in Eukaryota, Metazoa, Chordata, Mammalia, Eulipotyphla, Soricidae. Gene Ontology annotation, molecular function: GTPase activator activity. The coding region runs from base 25 to 1764 and encodes 579 amino acids. The transcript has 11 exons.